UUCUGAGUCUGUCGCCGCCGCACUCUCCUUAGUGUUCCCCUUUUCUUCUCCUCCCUGACUUCCCCUGUACGGACUCUCUUCCCUCUUUAACGGUCGACGCCUUUAACGGCCCAUCGGAGGAUGUCUCGCACGGGCACUGCCACCGAUUCCACCAUAAGCGUCGAUGGUGAUGGUUCCGCCGGAGAGAUCAUGCUGUUUGGGGUUAGAGUUGUGGUUGAUUCCAUGAGGAAGAGCGUGAGUAUGAAUAAUCUGUCUCAGUACGAGCAUCCUCAGGACGCCGCAAACAAUAAUAACGGCAACAAGGAAGAUACUCUGGCUGCCGGCUAUGCUUCCGCGGAUGAAGCUGCUGCUCAUAAUUCCGGCAGGCAUCGCGAGCGUGAGCGUAAGCGAGGAGUUCCGUGGACAGAGGAAGAGCACAAGCUGUUCUUGCUGGGAUUGCAGAAAGUUGGGAAAGGUGAUUGGAGAGGGAUCUCAAGGAACUACGUGAAAACUCGGACGCCUACACAGGUUGCGAGUCAUGCUCAGAAGUACUUUCUCCGGCGAAGUAACCUCAAUCGCCGACGCCGUAGAUCCAGCCUUUUCGAUAUAACGACCGACACGGUCUCUGCAAUCCCAAUGGAAGAUGAACAGAUCCAGCAUCAAGAUUACGCGUCUCAUUCAAAUCCUAUGUGCUCUGCAACCCCUGAAACCACCAACAUGAAUGGAUUUCCAAUGAUGCCAGUAUAUCCGAUGGGUGUUGGUUCUGGGAUGAUUUCAGUCCCAGUUUCAAAUCCAAUAGAAAAACUUACUCUUCGACAAGGAACGAUGGACUGUAACGGGCAACCCCAGCUGGUCCGAUCAAUUGCAGUUCUUUCACAUCCUCAAGCUUCUGAAGCAUCUAAUAUCACAUCAAGUUCAAGUUCAGAUGUUGAUCCACCUACGUUGUCUCUUGGGCUAUCCUUAUCUUCUGAUCAAAGACAAACUUCAACAAGCCAUCCUUCUAUGCUUCCCAUGCCACGUUUCAACAAUGGAGAUAACAUCAUAAGUGUUGCUUGAGGAAAGAUAAUAAGAACUUGGGGUUCGCGGGGAUGUUUAUGUCUAAUUUCUCUUCAACAGUAAAACCUCAAAGGGGAAGGAUAAGGAUGGUGAUGAUGGGAAGGCAGCUUUUGUGACUGAAAGUUGAUCCCUUCUGUUUGUUGUACAGACCCUGGAAAAGGUCGUGUCCUGUUGUUAUUGUAUUCUAAUGCUAUGACCUUAGAUUCUUGUUUAUUUUAGCCGUUUAUGUCUGUAGUUUGAUGCAGUUGAUUGAAAAUAACAAGUACUACUGCAUGUUCAUUACUGAUAAAAUUUGGAUGUGGACUACACAUUCGAUCCCCAGUUUCUACAUAUCUCUGGCACCAAAAAUAUCAACUUGCAUAUGGCUUUUUAAUUA
Molecule: messenger RNA, 1411 nt
Organism: Neltuma alba
Lineage: Eukaryota; Viridiplantae; Streptophyta; Magnoliopsida; Fabales; Fabaceae
Product: transcription factor MYB1R1
Exons: 3
Coding region: 121-1035 (304 amino acids)
Biological process (GO): response to gibberellin; response to ethylene
Molecular function (GO): DNA binding
Source: RefSeq, a predicted model, not a curated record